Sinocyclocheilus anshuiensis is the source of this 975-nucleotide messenger RNA. Its product is annotated as chymase-like. Gene Ontology annotation, molecular function: serine-type endopeptidase activity. The record is from RefSeq and is a predicted model, not a curated record. The coding region runs from base 134 to 898 and encodes 254 amino acids. Gene Ontology annotation, biological process: proteolysis. The transcript has 5 exons. NCBI's taxonomy places the organism in Eukaryota, Metazoa, Chordata, Actinopteri, Cypriniformes, Cyprinidae.
UUAAACUGAUCUGGAUGCAGAGCAUGCUGCAGCUUCUGCCAUUAUCUUCUGGGUGAGGGUUCCUUGAAUCUCUCUAUAAAAGCAGAACCCAACAUCUCUGUGGCGCACACCGAGUGUAACUGAGCUGUCUACAAUGAGCAUCCUUUGGCAUAUCACUUGUCUGCUACUGCUGCGUUCCUGCACCCCAGGUUUCUCCAUGCAUGAUGGUAUUGUUGGCGGUAGGGUCUCUAUUCCCCACAGUCGACCCUACAUGGUCUACAUUCGUGAUAAGAUAUCACAAUUAACAUGUGAUGGUUUUUUGAUAAGAGAGGAUUAUGUGAUGACAGCUGCUCACUGUAAACAAAGUCAUCUUGUGGUAUUUGUGGGGGUCCAUGACAUCAACUUUUUACCUGACGGUAUAGAGGUAGAUCCCAUUCCACAUCCAAAAUUCAGUAUGGAGAGACCAGAUCAUGACAUCAUGCUUCUAAAGGGGUUAUCGACACCUGUACCUUUGAGCAAAUCUUUGCAAACCAUCAUUUAUCAAAAUCCUGAGAAUGAAGAAAUCUCAAAGGACUGCAUGGUCGUGGGAUGGGGCUGGCAGGAUUACCAUGACGAGUCUCCAUCAAAUGUGCUCCAAGAAGCAAACGUGACUCUGAUAGACUCUGAAAACUGUGGCACGGCUGACACUCUGUGCACUGAGGGAUCAACUGAACCAGCACAGGGAGACUCUGGGGGUCCACUUGUUUGUGGAGGUGUUGCAGAGGGAAUUGUGUCUUUUUCCAAAACCAAGAGCAAUGCAGACCACCUCUCAGCAUACACUCGAAUUUCCCUCUACUAUCCAUGGAUUCAGAGCAUCAUUAAUCCACCUACUCAGCAGCAAUCUGAAACAUGGAAGGGCAAGCUGGAUAAACUAAUUUAGUUGUCUGGUUCAAUGCAAGUUCUAUCAUUGCUUGGUGUCAAUUUUACACCAAUCAGCAUAUGUGUGACAUUAAAUGU